AUGACCAAACUUGGCAAAGAUGAUUGGUUUCGAUCCGUCGAUGUUUCAAUUCUGCCAGUGCCUCGGAUACAUCCUGUCGAAGAACACCAGAGACAAAAAGACCCAGUGAGAGACGAGAGAUCCAAAUCCCGAUGGUCUGGAAGCGCCCGAAACGAGGAGCCUGUCCUUGUUGCCACCACCGUUCAGCCAAGACUGUGCUUGCUUUCGCUGGCUUUGGUUUCCGGCAAAGAAGGAAAAUACCCAAUUAUACCGGUCAUGAAUGCAAUUUUGGAAGGCGUGUGGUCCGUCCCAAGGCAUAACUUCGCUUUGACCAUGAUACUCCCAGCGUCUCCGGUGGCUGUCUUGGAAAUUGCGAGCACGGAGGGCUCCGUCCUUUAA
Sporothrix schenckii 1099-18 is the source of this 378-nucleotide messenger RNA. RefSeq lists its product as uncharacterized. The record is from RefSeq and is a predicted model, not a curated record. The coding region runs from base 1 to 378 and encodes 125 amino acids. The transcript has 2 exons. Lineage: Eukaryota; Fungi; Ascomycota; Sordariomycetes; Ophiostomatales; Ophiostomataceae.